CGUUCCUCAUAGCCAGAAGGUUAGAAGGUUUGCGAGCAUGCUGCCCUCUGCUGGUGUGGAGUGUCAACUCAUGUCUGUGGCAUGUGCGUGCAUGCGUGUGUGUGUGUGUGUGUGUGUGUGUAGAUUAGACAACACCCCGAUGCUCACCCUCCCCCCCAGCUCUGCUAUAUAAACACAGAGAGAGUGAGAAGUGUUCAGUCCAGCAGCAGACGCACAGUCAGCACACACGCACGCACACACACGCACACACACACUGAGGUCUUGGAUCAAGAUGGACGACUUGGCUCUUCCUUCGUGGCUUUGCAUCCUGGCGGUGGCCAUGUUUGCAUGCGGUGUCAUGAAGAGGAUCCUGGCCUCCCACCUGAGCCCCGCCUCCACCGUGGCGGCGUGGUUGGGGGCCACCGUGCUGAUGGAGCGCACGUGGGCGCUGUGUGUGCCCGCCGGGCUGCUGCUGGCGCUGCUGGGACUCGCCUACGUGCUCUAUGCCGUCGCCAGGGCCCGCACGCCGGACGCCGCCCUGCCCGCUACGGGGAAGGCCGUCGUCAUCACAGGAUGUGACUCGGGCUUCGGGAAGGCGACGGCGAAGCGUCUCGAUGCCCUUGGCUUCCAGGUGUUCGCCACCGUGUUAGACCUGUCGGGGGAAGGAGCUCGUGAGCUCCAGAGGACGUGCUCGCCACGACUCACCCUCCUGCAGGUGGACAUCACACAGCCGCAGCAGCUCCAGCAGGCGCUGACGGAUGUCCAGGCCCAGCUGGGCUUCAAGGGUCUGUGGGGUUUGGUCAACAACGCCGGCGUUUGUGUGAACUUCGGCGACAUCGAGUUGUCCCUGAUGUCAAACUUCCGCGGGUGCAUGGAGGUCAACUUCUUUGGAACGCUCAACGUCACUAAGAGCUUCCUGCCGCUGCUGCGACAGGCCAAAGGUCGUCUCGUCACCGUCUCAAGUCCUGCUGGUGAUCAACCUUUCCCCUGCCUGGCGGCGUACGGCGCGUCCAAGGCGGCCCUCAACCUCCUCAUCAACACGCUGAGACACGAGCUCGCACCCUGGGGCGUGCACGUCGCCACCAUCCUGCCAUCCUCAUACAAGACAGGUCAGUGCAGUAACCACGCCUACUGGGAGGAUCAGCACCAGCAGCUGCUGCGGUCGCUGCCGCGGGCGCUGCUGGAGGACUACGGCGAGGACUACGUGAGCGAGACCAAGGAGUUGUUCUACAGCUACGCCCGGCAGGCCAACCCCGACCUCAGCCCCGUGGUGGACGCCAUCGUGCAGGCGCUGCUGUCGCCGCAGCCUGAGGCGCGCUACUUGGCGGGGCCGGGCGUGGGCUUGAUGUACUUCAUCCACAACUACUGUCCCUUCAGCGUCCGCAACCGCUUCCUGCAAAGCCUCUUCGUCAAGAAGAAGGUGACACCGCAGGCGCUGAGGAAGCAUGCGGCCUUUGACCUCGUCUCCCACGACGACAACAACAACAACAAGGAGGAGAGGGAGAAGGUCAAGUAGCCGGACUGUAGGAUCACCCGGAAGCACCAGUCACUCGCUAGAGCUUUAGGACACGCACACGUUGCAAACGGAAGUCGGGGGCGGGGCUUAGGAAUGACGCCACCAGCUACCAACCAAAGACGAGCAACAGGAAGGCAUCAAAGACAACAAGUCAUCCUUCAAGGAUCGGCCCGGACAAGCUCCGCCCCCCCGAGGGACGGCACAAGUCUUUAAGGAAGUGCGGCGACAGGUGUAAGGACGGUGACGCUGUGGACACGCCCCCCUUCGGCCUCAUGUCUAAUGGUGCCACAUGUGACAUCACACCGCAACAAUAAAAGCAGAAAAUAGUUAGCCAGUCUUCAACACGCCAUUACUUAGGUAUGCAGUAGUAAGUCAUAGUAAGUAACAGUAAGUAGUACUAGUAGUAGUAGUACCACCACAAUGAUGUCACAUUUGUUUCUGAUUGUAUUACAGUGUUCUCUCAUUUAUCGAGGUUACCAAAACAGCCUGCAAUAAGUGAAAUCCGCUAAGUAGCCGACUUCAUUUUUUUACAAUUAUUACAAAAGUUUUAAGGCUGUAAAACCCCUCACCCUACACUUUAGACACUUUUCUCAGACAGCCAUGAACAUGUUCUCACAUUUCUCUCUUGUUUAAAAACUUCCAAUAAACCUUCGUGCAGUCCCCCUCCUUCGAACCGAACAUCAUUUACAAGCUAGCGAGCAAGCAAACUAGCAAUAGAGAUACACUCAACUUCCCACAAUGCAAUUGUUCUUAAAGGACCAGGCUCUGUCUUUAACAGGUUCAUGCUGUAAUUAAAAAAAGCACUAAAAAAAAUACACGUAACAGCGAAUACGCGAAAGGUGAACCGCAACAGAGCGAGGGAACACUGUAUUAGAUUUGACAUGAUCCUGUCAAUCAUAUUGCAUCCUGUCAAAAUGUGAAACCUUUUUCUUACUGCUGAUGUUUGUUGUGUUAAAAUGAUAUUUUUGUUCACUGGUGGACCCAGUGAAGCACGGCAUCGGCGACUUUUAUUUAUUGUGCACACACACACACACACACACACACACACACACACUGCAAAGUGUCUUACAGUUUGCUCCUUCUGUGUUUUUUUUGUUAUAUUUCAUU
Molecule: messenger RNA, 2602 nt
Organism: Dunckerocampus dactyliophorus (ringed pipefish)
Lineage: Eukaryota; Metazoa; Chordata; Actinopteri; Syngnathiformes; Syngnathidae
Gene: hsd11b2
Product: hydroxysteroid (11-beta) dehydrogenase 2
Exons: 5
Coding region: 272-1495 (407 amino acids)
Molecular function (GO): oxidoreductase activity
Source: RefSeq, a predicted model, not a curated record